Molecule: messenger RNA, 2442 nt
Organism: Nannizzia gypsea CBS 118893
Lineage: Eukaryota; Fungi; Ascomycota; Eurotiomycetes; Onygenales; Arthrodermataceae
Exons: 7
Coding region: 1-2442 (813 amino acids)
Biological process (GO): protein K11-linked ubiquitination; positive regulation of mitotic metaphase/anaphase transition; anaphase-promoting complex-dependent catabolic process
Cellular component (GO): anaphase-promoting complex; nuclear periphery
Molecular function (GO): protein binding
Source: RefSeq, a predicted model, not a curated record
AUGGUUUCACCAUCGAGUCCACCAGCCAUCGCGGCCGAACAAGAAGAGCCUGCAACGCUCAACUCUGUGGCUGAAAAGGACUUGACUGCGAGAUGUAAGCCGCGGACGAUAGCGUACUGUCCUAACAUGGACCUUGUCGCUGUUGUUACCGAGGACGAGCAGGUGAAUGUGUACAGGCUGAACGGACAGCGGGUAUUUGGCGGGGCCUACGGGCUGGGGGAAGAAGACGGCGAGAAGGGCAUUGUGAGAGCUGUAGGGCUAAAAUGGAAGGAGAAUGGACGAGUGUUGGCUGUUGCUUGCUCCGACAACAGGAUACGCCUGUUAAGCUCCUACAGCGGGAAGAUGGUGCAUGGCCUGACAGCCGAGUCUGCGCCUGUCCCAUUCUCGCUGCCGCAACGGCCUGGUGGAAGCAUUACGUGCAUUGGAUGGGGCGUCAGCUUCGCGGAGACAGACAGCCUGUUAAAGAACCUGAAGGACCCCGAGGGGAAGCUGACGCUGGACGACCUGUUGAUGUCUGAUACGAAACUGUCUGCUCAUCUAGGGUUUCUCAAGGCGGAUCUACCGCGUGAGCUGGCGUUGCUGGAUAUCGAAGGGUCGCUGCCGAAACUGAGUACGCUGCCGUCUACGGGCGAUGAUGACGAUGUGUUCAGCAGCAGGGUAUCUCUUGAUUCUAUAUUUCACUCGCCCGUGAAAAACCCAGGAGACUCCGUGGAUGUGCUGCUAGCCGGGCUUGACGACGGCUCCGUCCAUAUGAGGAUCUUCGAGAGCUUUGAGAUUGGUUCUAUAGAUGUGUCCAGCUCUCUGGAUGGGCCUGAGGGUGGUGAUGAUACCGGUGGCAGCAACAAAAUGGGCAAACGAGGAGAAUAUAAGGCUCUGCUCCAUGCAUCCCAUCCGAUGAGCACGACGCAUGCAGUCCUCUUCCGGAACGAGGCGGGCAUAAAACUGCUGAAUCUAGAUCUACGGUUCAUCACCAAGGCAGGCAGAUAUCUCCCCCUACUUGCGUCUAAGGUCACACAGCUGCAGAACCUACUGCGGUAUAUCAAGCAGGUUCAGGCGCAGAUGCAUCUGGAGUGGAAGAAUGCACGAGAACUGCCUAUCAGGUACCUGAGGAAUAUCAAUGAAGAGCUAAAGGAGCAGUGUCACUGUGAUUUUGUCACGGCUACAUAUCAUUUGAUAGUUACGGGCGAUUGCUUUGCCCCGUUGAAGGAGUUUCUUGCUACCACCAUUGGUGACAGAGGACAAAAACGGUGGGAGAAGACGGUUGCUGGGGGGUACGAGGCUCUCCGCCGACUUACAUAUGAAUGUCUGAUGCCGGCGCUGGAACGCUGCGGCGUCCUGCUUAGCCGACUGAUGGGGCUAUCGAAGUACCACCGCAUCAGCCCAAUCCUAGGCCUGGAGACGACCUAUCUCAAGGAGUGUGUUGCGACGCUGGACUGCCUGACCCUGCUGGCACACAAGGUAGUGCUUCACAGCAGCAUAGAGCUAAAGGAGUUUCAUGCAUUCUCCAGCUGGAUGCAGUAUGAGAUCAAGCUCCAGUCUACCGAUCCAACCUCGUCGACGAUGGACGAGCUGGUAGAAGCAGCAGACGAGAUUGACUAUGGCACCACGCUAGGGUAUGUCAAGGGAGCACUCACUAACAGCGCCCUACAGGGGUUUUUGCAAGUACCACCGGCGCCAGGGGCAGCUCCAGAAGACAGGAAGCGAUGGGAUGUGGAUGUUCAGGACGACGGCACCUUUUACGAAGAGUACAAGAAGGUGGUAUCGCAGCAUGAGUCGCGGCGGACGGUGGAAGGACUGUCGAUACCGAUGCUGGGUGACCUGACCGCCAGACUGUCGGCUCAGUGUGACCGGGUGUUCAAGCAGAUAGCAGAGACACAGCGACGAGGGACGCUGUUCCGGCCUACUCUCAAGCUGAACGAGGACUGCGACUAUGCGGUCCUCGACAUGGCCAUGAAUUUUGAGGAGUACGAGGGCGAGAGGCUACCGUCGAUAUAUGUGGCAUCCAGAUCUCGCACCACGGCACAUAAAUUCUACAUCUACCGGAACAUCCUCACCGUCGUCAACGGGGUGAGCUCGACCAAGGCCAGCCUACAGGCCGCCGUCGAGCUUGGCUCAGGCAGCAUCCAGGACCUCAAGUUUGUAGAAGACGGCACCCUGAUGCUCCUGUGGAAGUCCAAAGUAUCACACCUGGUCAGCAUCCCGUAUCUCCCCAGCAAGCACGGCAGGGUCGAGAUCGACUUCACCGCCGCCGCGCCGGCUGCGAGCCUCGAUCUCCAUCCUGCCCUGGACCGCCUGGUUUGCCACAGCUUCGCACCGUCCGCGAGCGAGCGAGAGCCCGUCCACCUCGAGGUCAACGGACGGCGCGGACGGCGAGUAGUCUGUGUCCUGUAUGCGGACGGGCGGCGGUACUCAGUCCUGGACCUCGACAGCGCCCUGGACUAG